This is a messenger RNA of Octodon degus (degu), 1645 nucleotides long. It is a transcript of the gene Pgpep1l, whose product is annotated as pyroglutamyl-peptidase I-like. The coding region runs from base 260 to 844 and encodes 194 amino acids. The transcript is spliced from 5 exons. Gene Ontology annotation, molecular function: pyroglutamyl-peptidase activity. Gene Ontology annotation, cellular component: cytosol. Lineage: Eukaryota; Metazoa; Chordata; Mammalia; Rodentia; Octodontidae. The record is from RefSeq and is a predicted model, not a curated record. Gene Ontology annotation, biological process: proteolysis.
AGAAUGCUCUUGUGUCUAAAUCUAAGCAAAAAGCGUAGCCAUGGGGCUCGGGUCAAAUAUUCUGAAUUACUUUCAUUGUAAUUUUACUGUACUCCCUGCUUAUCUGUGCAGGAUUCAUCUAGUGGAUUCCUGAACAGAGGAUAAUACCAAGCCCUGGGUUUUGGGCCUUUCCGGCAGCACCUGGUGAAUUCCAGCUGGGAAGCAGUGAAGGCUCUUUCUGCAGGAACUCUCCAAGCUGGGCCUGGGGAGUGACGUGGAGAUGGAGCUGCAGACUCUCCAGCUGCCUGUAGAUUACAGGGAAGUGAAGCAGAGCAUCACCAGAAUCUGGAAAGAUUUUCAACCAAAACUCGCUGUGCAUGUGGGUGUGGACACUUCGGCAAAGGCAAUUUUUCUAGAACAGUGUGGCAAGAACCAUGGCUACCAAGAUGGUGACCUCCGGGGCUUCCGGCCUGAGGGAGGUGUGUGCCUUCCAGGUGGUCCAGAAGUGAUCAUGUCAAGGAUCAAUAUGAAGAAAGUCUGCAAACAGAUUGCCAUUAAGGAUGUUGCAGUGGCCUUUUCUGGAGAUGCAGGCAGGUACGUCUGCGAUUACACAUACUACCUGUCUCUGCAUCAUGGAAACGGUCAUGCGGCACUCAUCCAUGUCCCUCCACUCUCACAUUGGUUCCCAGCCAGCCUGCUGGGAAAAGCCUUGCAAGUCAUCCUCCAGGAAAUGCUGGAAGCAAGUGGGAAAGCCCAAGCUCAAAGCCAGGAUUACAGAGAAUUGAGCCGCACUGAUUCCACCCAAAGGGAACCAGUUGGGGAAUGUCUCCUUCAGAGAAAAAUAAAUGUUCAGUCCUAUGUGUGAAGUUCAAGUGUGCCUUGAGAGGCUUUUAAAAUUGCUUAUAAAACAGUUUACACAGAAGGAAAAAAUUCCGAAUUAGCCCAACAAAAUCACAGAGUUAUUUUAUUGUCAGAAGAAAGAACUCUCUAAAAGGCAGAUGUUCCACAAGGGAUUAACUAGCUUCAGUUAUGGUUUUCCUGACAAUAAAAUGAAAUCCUAGUAAUUUUUUUUUCUCCUAAAAGACUGUACAGUAGGGCUGUGGGAUCCUGGUCAGGCUUGAGGACCACAAGGCCCUGGAAGAGCAGGUGUAGCUACUCCUUCAGGUGUAGUGUUUAUUUUCGGGUACCCAUUUUAAGAACUUUGAUGUGUAUGGUUUAGUGGUGUCCAGCACACCUCCCUUGUCCACCCACCACCACCACCAUCCAUCUCUAGGGCUUGCUCACCAUCCUGAACCAAGACUUUACUGCAUAUACAAGAACUACUUCUCCCUCAUCCUGACCUUUAGCAGCUACCAUUUUACCCUCCAUCUCUAUGCACUCAAUUAGGUGCCUAAGGAAAACAUUUGGCAUUUUGUGUUUCAUUUAUUACAACAUCCUCAAGUUUUGUUGCUGUUAUAAUCAAUGACAUGAUUUCAUUGUCUGUAAAGGCUAAAUAAUAUCCCAUUAUAUGUCCUUGCUGCAUAUGGCUUUUACUUCACCUAUGGAUGGACACUUGGGGGGCUUCCACCUUUUGGCUAUAGCUAAUAAUACUGCUAUGAAAAUUAGCCUCUGACUAUGUGUUCAAGUCCCUGAUUUCAGCUCUCUUGUGUAAAUGCCCAGAAUAAAC